AAACGGAGCAGGAGCAAGCUUCUUCCCGAGUAGAAAGCAAGAAGAAGGAGAAAAAAGUGUCAGAAAACAUGGAAGCGAAUCCCAAGUAGCUGUGUGUGCUCUGUUGAGGUGCUAGUGAAAAAAUCGAUUUUCGACCCGUAAAUCCGUGCAGAAAGAGACCUACGGCCGUCGGAAAUCGUGCCCAGCAUGAUGGAGCGUUUCGCGAUCAACAUUUUGCACAAGCGGAUCCAUAAAAUAUGCCGUUUGUGCGGGGUGGAUCAGCCGCACAAGAUUCCAAUUAUCGACGGGGCUGAAACCAUCAUUGUCGGCGACGAGGAUGAAGAAGCGUCGCUGGCGAAAAAAAUCGAGGAAUGUGUUGGUAUACAGGUCUGCAAAGACGACAAAAUGCCGCAAAAUAUCUGCUCUCUUUGUGUGGAUAAGAUCAAUGAUUUCUACGAGUAUCGAUUGAUGUGCGCUGCCACUAAUCUGCAGACUAGAACCAUUUUGAACUUGAAUUUGGUGGAACCGACACGGAAAUUGCUUAAUUUCGGUGAGCUGCCCAAAUUGGAACCAUCGGUCAAAGAGGAAGAGAAGAAGGAUGUGAAAAAGGUGGUGGAAGUUGCUACUAGCAGUAGCAGCAGCAUCAGUCCGAGUGCGGGAGGUAAGAAGGGCAAGAAGAAGCGAGGGCCACCGUCUCCUUCGCCAUCCCCGGGGCCGACGACCCGGAUUAAAGCCGCGGUAGAUGUCAAGGAUGAACCAGUACCGGCUGUUCCGGUGAAAGCCCUUACCAAGAAGGAACGUUUGAAGCAGUUGCAACAGCAAAAAGAAAAAGAAGAAAAGAAGCAAAAGGAGAAAGACGAAAAGAAGAAAAAGGAAGACGAUAAAAGGGAUCGAAAAGAAGACAAACAUAAGAAGGAAAAGGUGGAAGAGAAGCCAGUCGAAGUUGUUGAGCAAAAACACACGAGAUCGAAACGAAAGGAACCAUCACCGUCGAAGGAAGUGGUGGACAAAGUUGAGCCAACCGUUCCUCCUCCGAAGAAGAUCAAAUUUGAACACCCAUGCUCGUAUUGUUCGGAUGAGUUCAAGACACAAACCGAGCUAGACGGUCACUUAGGGGUCAAACAUCUGCCCAUGAUUCGCAAGUUUGGAUGCGGUUCCUGUCGGGAAACUUUCGAAACCAUUUUGGAAUCCAAGGAUCACAAUCUGUGGCAUCAGCUCACCCGUACCCUUUACACUUGCUUCAAGUGCAAACGAAAGUAUGACAAAAACAUGGCCCUAGUCAAGCAUAUGGCGCUGAACGCUUGCGGUCGUGUCGCUCGGGGACGACCGCCGACGCUUCUGCCGGACAUCCAAUGUCGUUUUUGCAACAAGAAAUUCAAGACCCAAAAUCUUUACGAGUGGCAUGGUUGUUUCCUUAAACCGAAGGCAAACUGUCCAAAGUGUGGCAAGUAUUUCGUCAAAAAGCAAAUCCUCACACGUCACUACAUGAUGUUCUGCACUGGAACACUGCCACCGCCAGAACCUGUAAUUGUCCCGAAAGCGGAACCGAUUGAUCCUGCUGAAAAACCUUCGUCAGGGUCAUCAGCCACCGCUAAUCCCGAACGCCGAACACGUCGUGCAGUCGUUGUUGAGCCAGAUCUGCCAAAGGAAGAGCGCGAAAUACCCUUUCCGCCUCCGCUUGAACUUGCACCGGAUGCUCCUGCUGCACCGUCUGCAAGCAAGAAGAAAACCAGUCGCAAGGUAUCCGUUCCGGAUGCGACGCUCAAACCAGCUACUCCUGCCGCGGAAGCAGAAAAGUUUGCAUCACUAUUGACCUCAGGCGCCAAGCUGGACCGCGAUACCGACAUUGCCACCAUCAACAAUCUGCUCAGCUCGGUAACGGAAGCCAUUGCUAGCAUUUCCGAAGCCAAGGCCAAGAAGAAAAAGAAAAAGAAGGACAAGAACAAGGAGCGAGCUCCAACACCAGCUGUCGAGGUGCCAAAGGACAUUCCGGAAGAAAUUCCUCCUCCGGCAGUGGAGACUCCUGCUCCGGCAGUAGAGAUUCCCUCUCCGGUAGUGGAGGCUCCCCCUCCUGUAGUAGUAGAUGACAGGACAGAGGAAGAGGUCCAAGCAUAUGAACUGGCUCAGGAAGUGGGUGGAAUGACGCUGGACCAACAGCUAGCUUUCUGCGCCGGUAAACUCCCGAUUGUGGUACUGGCAAAGACGACCUUCAAACAGGAAUGCACCGAGAUCGAUACGGAACCGUCGCAGCUGCAAGAACCGAUGGAUGAUGAAGACGCAGAUCAGACAGUUGAAAACGGAGCGCAAGAGGACAAUGGGUACGACGACGCAAUGGAUAAUUAUUCCGGUUUUCAGAAUGAGGAUGACGAUGAAUCAGCUCCGGAAGAUGAAGCUCCUUCUCUUCCCGCCGAAGUUCCAACAGAACAGGAACAUCAGCAAACUGAGGAACUGCCAUUCCCUAUGCCAAUCAAGCAAGAGAUCGAGCUCGAAGAGCCCGAAGAACCCGAAUUACCCUCAGCUACAACAGAAGCACCUCAACAGGAAGAAACGGCACCACCGGUGGAAGCUACUAAGGAAUUGGAGAAGGAACCUCUUUUCGAUGAACAGUUGGCUGUCAAUAUAAAGAAAGAACCUGGAUUGGAAGAUGAUCUGCAUCUGGCACCUGCUGCCAAAAGGAAACGUCCCGAAUCGCGAUCUUCUGCUGCUGCUUCUCCUGCUUCUUCACUAAGCUCAUCACAAAGCGCAGCGCAGAGUUCCCCCAAGCCACUACUGAUUCUAAAAAUUAAAAAAGAAAAGGGUUUGCUUAAUUCUUCCGUCGAGGCGGUCAAACAAAUCAGAACCAUUGUCCUAGAUGAUGAUGACGAUGAGGAGGAAGCAGGAGAAGAUGAAGUGAAAAAGCACGCCAAGGAGCCAGAGCCGGAACAAUCCAAGAAGAAGGUUUACAAAAAGCCCAACAGUUUGGCCGUUAGAAUCAAACAGGAGAAGAUCGAUCCUGCCUAUGAACGACAAGAGCAAAUUGUGGCUAAUCCGGCAGAACUUCCAGGUGGUAUUAGAAUCAAGCAGGAGCGGCUAGAUCAUGACGAGGCACCACCUCAACCGGGACAGGAAGAACAAGAAAAACAAGCCGAAGUUCCACCUCCACCGAAAAAAUCGCGUUCAUCCUACAACGAGAAACCCGCGUCUCCGAUCAUUGCAUUCGACGGGAUUCGUAUUAAGCGGGAAAAACCGGACGUAAUAGAACCUCCUGUCGAAACACCAUCCGUAUUUCCGGUGCAGGAUCCAAAGCCCCCAGAGAAGAAGAAAAAAUCGAAAGUCAAAAUCAACCCAUUCGCCUUGUUGCGUCAGAAAAUGGCAGCGGAAGCAGCGGCGAAGAGUGCCGCCACGGAAUCUGCUCUACCACCUCAAGCACCCUCCCCUCUUCCGGUAAUAACGAACGUAGUCGGAAACGCAUCAACGCCGUCUACGUCCACCUCUUCGAACAGUUUAUCCGGGGAAAAUACUCCGAUUGCCGAAUCGGAGACGGAGCCCGAUCGGACGGUACCAGUGAUAGCGCAGGUCACCUCGAUGGCUGCUGAGAAGACGAAAGCAAACGAACCAGAAUUCCCUAUUGCAAUCAAACAAGAACCGAUGGAUGAUGAGCAUGAGCAAGCAGAAGUGAAUCAGCAGCCGGAGGAAGCGAAGGAGGAGCGGCAAACCGAAGAUCAUCAGGCCGUCGAGGAUGAUUUCUCCUUGCCUAUCAAAGAGGAAUCACCGGAAGAAACGGCCAUCCCUGAUGAGAGUCCAGAGGAACCGGAAGAACCAGAGUUCCCAAUGCCAAUCAAGGAGGAGUUGGACGAAGAAUCUCAUCAAGAGGAAGCAACCGGAUCUCCUGAUUCCUCGGAAAAAGAAGAAACAACUGAGGAGCAAGUCACGGAAAAUGAGUCAGCAUUUGUGGAGUCGGAAAAGGAAAAACAAAAUGAAGCACCGGAUCAGAACGAAGAGAAAAAGAAUCAUCAAGAGGAAGCAAACGGAUCUCCUGAAUCCUCGGAAAAAGAAGAAACAAUUGUCACGGAAAAUGACUCAGCAUCUGUGGAGUCUGAAAAUGAAGCACCAGAUCAGAACGAAGAGGAAACGAAUAACCAAGAGGAUGAUUCUCCCCAGCAAAUACCGAAAGAGAUUAAAAAUCCAUCACCUGCAGAAACGGAAAAGGAUAACGAUGACGAGAUGGAACCGGCGGAAACCGCCGAUCACGCCGAAGAUGCAGAGCAAAACAACGAGCAGGAACUCGAAAACCAACAUCUGCCAGAGUCGAUCGAUGAGCCGGAAAAUUCCACGUCACCUAUCUCGGAUAUUCCAAUGGAUGAAUAUGAUCAGAAUUCGCAAGAACAAGAACAACCCGUUCCUGCAUCCAAUGAAAAUAUAGCCCCUUGUGAAUCACCGGCAUACCGAAAACCGGAAACAAGCACAGAACCGAGUGGCAUCAACAACGAAGCGAAUAAGACACCUGUCGAAGCGGCUCCACAAUCGCCGGACCAUCAGCCAAAUGUCGUUGAAGAAUCACCUCCAUCUGAACCUCCUGCAGCCGAACAGGUCGCUCCGGUAGCGGAACAUUCCUCCACUGUCAAUCCAACUACACCCUUGGAAUCGGAUCUACAAGAAUUGCAGAAUCUUCUUACGGAAGGUCUGAAACCUCUGUCCGUUCAGGAUUACGAUUCAGCACAGCUUCCUCCAGAUAGCUCAUCAUCCACUUCCAGCGGUGAACAGAACAUGAUCCAAAAUUCUUCCACUGUUCCCAGCGUUGGCAACGACGCCGCUAUCAGUGCAUUGGAUGAUGAUCUGGAAAGCUUGCUAAACAACAAAAUUGAGGAAAUAUCCGAUCAGUUUCGCCAGCCGGCGCCAGUGGAACACUCGACAGACGUCGCUCCGCAUGACGAACUCAAUCUAGCCAUCGAACGGGAACUGCUGCAUGAAAUGAUUCCCGUCGGAACGGACAACGGGUUACGAACAGAAAUGAUCCAGAUGCCGAACAGUACUGCUAGUGAUCAUAGUAACAAUACUCUGCUAGAGGUAGAACGCAAUUUACUGCUGGAAGGAACUGGCAGUAGCGACCAGCAGCCUUCAUAAUCAUCUGCAUAGUAAUUGAAUAAUUGUAAAUCCAUGUGUUUUAACCCCAACUUUAACUGCUGAUUCUGUAUUUGUAUUUAGUAGAAGCCUAAGAUUAGUCAAGUUCUUAGGCUGCACAACCCAACCACUCACAUAUUUCAAAACAUCGCGAGGUAAAGCAACUCAAAAAUUAUAAUUAUGUGUCCCGCUCGCCUGCAAAAUAUUGUGAAGCUCAUACAAGUUUGUAUAUUUUUUACAAUUACUUUCCUCUUGAGUUUUCCUCGAUAGACUCUCAAUAGAGAAGAAACCAAUUUUAAUUUCUUGAUGAUAAGAAAUAAAAUAGAAAUCUACUGUACUCUCUUUUGUUAGAUAUUUUUGUUGUAUUGAAGGAUUUCUUUUUUUUCGAAUCCAAUUGUAGCAAAAAACCAUAUUGUAAACCCUGACUGUAACAGUAGAUCCCAUCUUAUGUAUGUCAGUAUAUUGGAUAAUGAAACAGUUUUCGAUUUAGGAGAAACAAAAUCAAGCGAACAGUAGCAGCAAGAAACAGUGUAUUGCGAAAUGGACAGUGAAUUACGAUAUCGAUUAUUGGUAAAGAUAAUAAAUU
This is a messenger RNA of Ochlerotatus camptorhynchus, 5665 nucleotides long. Its product is annotated as titin. The transcript is spliced from 3 exons. The record is from RefSeq and is a predicted model, not a curated record. Gene Ontology annotation, cellular component: nucleus. NCBI's taxonomy places the organism in Eukaryota, Metazoa, Arthropoda, Insecta, Diptera, Culicidae. Gene Ontology annotation, molecular function: zinc ion binding; RNA polymerase II cis-regulatory region sequence-specific DNA binding; DNA-binding transcription factor activity. Bases 187 to 5082 code for a protein of 1631 amino acids. Gene Ontology annotation, biological process: regulation of transcription by RNA polymerase II.